Coturnix japonica (Japanese quail) is the source of this 2802-nucleotide messenger RNA. It is a transcript of the gene HSD17B2, whose product is annotated as hydroxysteroid 17-beta dehydrogenase 2. Gene Ontology annotation, molecular function: estradiol 17-beta-dehydrogenase [NAD(P)+] activity; testosterone dehydrogenase (NAD+) activity. NCBI's taxonomy places the organism in Eukaryota, Metazoa, Chordata, Aves, Galliformes, Phasianidae. Gene Ontology annotation, cellular component: intracellular membrane-bounded organelle. The record is from RefSeq and is a predicted model, not a curated record. Gene Ontology annotation, biological process: steroid metabolic process.
ACAGGUGUGCCAUGUGUCAUUGCUUAACAGGCUGCCCUCAAUGGCAGCACCACCUGUGCCAUCCCACCCCGAGAUUCCCCAUCACACCCAACUCCUCAGAAAUCACAGCCAAAGUUUUCACACAGGACUUUUCCUGUAAAUCAAGCAGUUUGUUUUUUCUUCUUCUUCCUUUCUUUUCUUUUUCUUUAUAACAUCCCUGGGGAAAUGCUCUGUAAGGACACACAGAACAUAUAGCGGUGAAUUUCUUCCCGAAGCCAAGUGCUUGCUGCAUCAUGUCCAUUCCCACUGCUGUCAAUCAUUACCCAGCCAGCAUAUUAUGCAGAAGGUGGAGCUGUCAGGCAGAAGGAAUAAAAGGAAGCGACACUGGGAUUGGACACGCACUGGCCAAAUACCUGGAUAACUUGGGGUUCAUUGUGUUUGCUGGAGUUUUGAAUAAGGAUGGCCCUGGAGCUGAGGAACUGAGGCGGACCUGUUCCCAGAGGCUGUCUCUCCUGCAGCUGGACAUAACCAAUCCCACCCAGGUCAAGGAAGCCUACCUGCAAGUCUCAGAGAAAGUGCAAAACACAGGGCUCUGGGGAGUUGUGAACAACGCAGGCAUCCUGGGCUUCCCUGCUGACGGUGAGCUGCUGCCCAUGAGUAUGUACAGGAAGUGCAUGGAGGUGAACUUCUUUGGGGCCGUGGAGGUGUCCAAGACCUUCCUGCCUCUACUGAGGAAAUCCCAGGGGAGGCUCGUGAACAUGUCCAGUAUGACAGGAGGCAUUCCACUACCGAGGUAUGCUGCAUAUGGAGCAUCAAAGGCAGCUCUGUCCAUGUUUUCUGGAGUAAUGAGGCAGGAGCUUUCCAAAUGGGGAAUCAAAGUUGCUGCAAUUCAUCCAUCAGGCUUCAGAACAGGUAUCCAAGGCACAUCGGAGCUAUGGGUGAAACAGGAGAAAGAGCUGGUGGAGCACCUCUCAGUGGACGUACAGCAGGACUAUGGCAGGGACUACCUGCUGGGGCUGAAAAGCUACCUGCUGCGCAUCCCUUCGCACUGCGAUGCCGACCUCACGCCAGUGCUGAACUCCAUCCUGCAUGCAUUGCUCUCCAAACGACCACGUGGCUUGUAUACUCCUGGCAAAGGGGCUUACGUGAUGCUCUGCAUCUUCUGCUACUUCCCAGUCUGGUUCUAUGACUUCUUAGUUAGUAAGUCGUUGGGACCUCAGUCCAUCCCACAGGCGCUGAGGACAUCGGAAGCUGAGAACGAGGACCUCUAAGGUAUCCACUGGCAUUUAUCAGAUUUGUGAUCACUGUGGGAAGAACUCUGUUUUAGGGCACUGCUAAUUAUUGUACUGUCUCUGGUAUAUCAAGUCUGAGUUGCCUUGUGAGUGGAGUGAAAUCUCUGCAUUAAGAGUAGUGUUCAGGAAAAGUGGUGGGUAAACAAGUAGAAGGCACAGGUUUGGUCUUUCUGGAGUAACUGUUUGUCUUUAGUGUAAGUUAUCACAUGAGGCUAUAUAGCCCCGUCUGCUUCAACAACCACUACCAACACAUUGGCAGAUAUCGAACCUGUUUUUUAAUCAAUCUUUUAGUUAACAACCUUUCUAAACAUUAGAAAAAGCUGUGUACUCCCACCACUAGAAGGACUUAUAAAUGUUUAAUGUGCAUCCUUUUCACUGCAGCUUCCGUAUUCCUUUAAAUAUGGUUCUCUUUGUCAAACCUGAGAAAUGAUUGACUUUUUUUCCCCCCAAAUUCUGUGAAGUAUUGUGUUGUUCAGUCUGCAGAGGAUACAUUAUAAACAUCACAAACAGUAUGAGGAGGAAAAUGAACAAAGACAGAUGAAGAUCUUCAUCAAGGUGCCAACCAUCUCCUUCCUGCAGUGUAUUACUAAGAACAGGGAUCCUGGCUGCUAAUUUCAUGUCACUGUUCGGCCUGUGUUUGCUUUUCCUGCUUUAUCUGUAAUAAUGAGUAAAUUGAUCUUGCUUCUCUCUAGACGAUACUUUAUUCAGUUUUGUCAUUAAUGAAGAAUUCAUGAUUUUGUUCACUUUCUUUUUCUGAAUCCUUGCCUGUUUUCCCUGUUUUCGUAGAGGUUGCAUUCAUCCCACGAGUCUUGUGCUUUUGGUCACUCCUCCUGAAUCCAUUUGUAGUUGCCCUCCUGUGUGUUCUUUAGAACCCUUUCCAAUACCUGAAGUUGAACAGUACUGAUUUCCUACCUCAUUCCCUUUUUAGCAUCACCUGAUUUUUUUAAGAAUGUGAUGUUCUGGAAUAAGUCCUAUCCCUUGAGUCCCUUGGUGUUGCCAUUUGUAUCUUGCCUUGCUUCCCUUCAUGUGAUGAAGAGGGUAAGCUGUUAUUUUCUGGGCUUUCAACAUAGGUGCGUUUUUCCUGUCCUGACAUUCUCAUCUUUUGUCGUAAUACUACUUGCAUUACAUAGUCCUGAUCAAAAUUCAGUUAAAUUUGUGUUUGUAAUACUUCUGUCUCCUUUCUGUACCCCAUACAGCAAUACCAGACUCUAUAUGUGCCUGGAGGAUGCUCUGCAGACUUGUCUCGCUAUUUCAGUUUGAAUCCUGGUUUGGAAAUCCUCCUUUCCUCUACAACCUGUUGUUAUUAUUGCUUUUAUCUAUGGUGGCUUCGCUCCUUGUGGGUUUAUAUCAGUAUCAGUCUCACUUGUAGAUGUUUUUUGUGCCAUCCUUUCAGGAAAAUAUGACUACAAAUGUUUCUCUCUCAGGAAGUCUGUGACUGUUUCAGUCUCUCUAUCAAUUUCUACCUUUUAUUUACUUCACAAAACUUUUUGAUCUGCCUGUAAAAAAUGUAUAAUAAAAUGAAUUGCUCUGA